GAGUUCCAUAAUCUACCAUGACAUCAGCAACCCUCCUGAAUGAUGAAUGGUUGGAGUUGAAGCCCCUAGCAUUAAUAAUGAUACAAAAUAAUCUCCAAAUAAUCUCAAGAUGUGAUGAAUGUGUGUGUAUAGAACAGCUUAACUGCUGUUUGAGGCCCCUGUUGCUGCACACUCACAUGUUACAUCAAGGCUUUGUCUGUGAUUGAAGGUGACACUAAGCCUGUCAGUUUGGAAAGUAGGUUUGCACGUCAGCCUGAAUGUGCUGUGAUGUCUACGUCACUGAACAGGACAAUGUGGGAAAAUGAAGGGAGGGGAGGGAGUUAGAGGAGAAAAGAAGCUGAACCUCUGACUGUUAGGAAGAAGAAAAGUGCCUGACAACACAGUGUGGUUCCAGCUUCUUAGGAUUUUUUCUAAAAGAUAUUUGGAAUACUCUCUUGUUUCGGUCCUCAGGGUUUUCAGGGCUUAUAAGUCCCAGUUAAGAUGAGCUGUAUUCCUGCCUCUCACAGUAUGAACACUAUUCUCAGUCAAGUGGAAUCUCAGUUGGAGGAGAGUCCAGUUCAGAGAAGAGGGAGCAAAGCCUACCAGAUCUUCCCGGAAGCCAACAUGAAUGAAGAGUCAGAUUCCGGCACCUAUACUGAAGACUUUCUUUACAGAAGGGAACGUCUCCCCUCUAUAGUUGUGGAGCCCACAGAGCACAAUGAGCUGGAGAGUGGGGAGCUGUGCUGGCCUCCACGAUGUCUAAUGAGCAGCAAUGUGGAAGAAGAGGAAGAGGAAGACAGCAGUGCUGAUCACACAGAGGGCUCUGUGAAUGGAGAUCAGCCAGAUGACAUGGGGUUGAAAGAAGGGUUAGUUACCAGAAAGUCCUCUAUCGGCCCAUCCCAGAGUCAACUGUCCCUCUCUCGACUGACUCCACCUGCCUCCCCAACUCCCCCUGAGGCUGCUCCACCUUAUCUUAGGAGCUGAACCUGACAACCAGUAUGUACAGAUACUGGGUUCACCUGAGGUGUAUGUAACCUUUAUAAUGUGCAACCUCUGUGUGUUUGACUACCCCAAUAAAACAGAGACCUUUGUGAAGGUUGAGAUGUUUACACAUUUGAAAAUGUUUGGACAGAAUAAGGUCCAUUUUGAAAUAACGAUGAACUAAACUGAUUCCAGUAUUGCAGUUUUUGGAUUGUGACUUCUAAUUUAAAAUAUUCUAUGGUUAAGUAGUGUACUUUCCUCCUUCUGUAUCUGACACAGCAGUAUGGGCAGAAGGUAACCAGACACUGUAGCAACAACUUACAGGAAUUUUCUGUUUUUAUUUUUGUCAUUGUCAUUGCGCAAAGUACAAGGAGAGUGACAUGCAAUCCUUCAGGUGCCAGAGAAAUAUUAAGAGAGACAUUGAAAAUAGUAAAGAAAAAAAAGCUGCAUCUAAAACGAUAAAAGACAUCAAACAAACAAAACAUGCACAUCCUCCAGAUAUUGCACGUUUCAUCAAUAUUGCAUAGUGGGUGUUACAAGAUAAUUCAACCUUUUGCUGCAUUCAGCGCAGUUACAACUCUGGUAUAAAAAAGUUCUUUAACUUGUCAAUAUCUCAGGCAUACCUUUCAUGGAUCAAAGGAAGAAGGACACCUCUAUCCUCUGCAACUACAGUCCAGAGGGAAUAGUUGUUGUGACCUAUGUGGGUGUUUAAGAAGACUGUCCCAAAGGUUAAGUUGAGGGGUAAGACUAAUGAGUCUGAAUCAUACAUAUUUGAAGUUCUGAAAAGAAUGGAUUGUGGGGUCUUCAAAGACUAACAUUUUGUUUCAGCAUUAAAUACUGUUGAAUUACAUUGUGAAAUAAAUCAAUGCUGAUUCUCUUCUCUUCUCUAAGUUCUCUUUAACACAAUUUAGACCAUGUUGGGGAAACCACAGCCAACUUCAAAAACUAACCACUGAAAAGAUUUACUGCAGCACUUAAGAUGACCUUAUCAUUGGAUAUAUCCUUGGCCUGAUCAGAUCAGACCAUUUGAAACACUAGAAUCCAUUCAAGAAAGUUGCAUAACUAGUGUAAUAUUUAAAAAAAAGUGAAAAGAAUGUAAUCACUGUGACUGCUGAGCAAGCUUCUGCUCCAGAAGUUCCUGAAUUAUUACAACAACAUUUUCAGAAUUUUUCAGAAAUGCAUUAAUUUAAUUGGAGUAUGUCCUUUUUCAAGCCUGUUUUGUUGACUGAGUUUGGUGAGAAUUCCUGAAUAUGAUGAAACAUUAAUAAAUAUUACAUCCUGCUAUAGUCUGAGAUGGACACAGCUGUUUAAUCUAGCUAUAACUCUAGGCACAAAGUGAAGAAACCAGAACUUGUGUAUUAUGUUUCCUUGGCAUGUUUUCCUCGGCCUCUCUGCACCCUGCCUUCAUAUAUUGAAAGGUCAUUUAUUUCAUUUAUGGUCUCAUGCAUAAGGUCAUUAUAUGAAUAAAUCUACCCUGAGAGGUGUAGAAAGAGCAUUAAUUGUUUGGACUAUACAGAGAUCUGCCUUGGUCUAAAAAUUAAGUUCCGUAUCAGUAAAGUCAAAUCAAAAUAAAAACUGCACACAUACAAGAAAUGAUAAUAUGCCAGUAGCAAGUUUUUGCUGUGCCUUUAGGUAUUGCUAGCAGUCAGCUAGUAUAAAGCAGAUCAUGUACAUCCAAAUAUUCCCACAAAUUUCUUCAAAAAAACAGCAGUUUAAGCCUUCUGCCAUUUGAUGUUUUUUCCCCCUUCUCCUGACACUCUUGUUUGUAGUGAAUUGUAA
Messenger RNA from Scatophagus argus, 2739 nucleotides. Its product is annotated as protein LBH-like. NCBI's taxonomy places the organism in Eukaryota, Metazoa, Chordata, Actinopteri, Scatophagidae. The record is from RefSeq and is a predicted model, not a curated record. The transcript is spliced from 4 exons. Bases 481 to 963 code for a protein of 160 amino acids. Gene Ontology annotation, cellular component: nucleus. Gene Ontology annotation, biological process: positive regulation of DNA-templated transcription.